AUGGCUUGUAACAUCGGUGGCUGGAUAGCCGGUUUAGGAGCUAUCCUCGUUACGGUUGGCGUCGUUUUUGGAUGGGUCCUUCUCCCGUACAUGAUUGAGGAUGAAAUCAUUAAGAAUGUAGUUCUUGCAAAAGACAGCACCUCCUAUAAGUUCUGGAACAAACUGUCUCAACCCGUGGAAUUCAAGGUGUAUAUUUGGGAAGUGGAGAACCCAGAUGAAGUCCAAUCAAACGGCGCCAAACCUAAAAUGAAAGAAACUGGCCCAUAUACUUACCUCCUUAACAGAGCAAAGGAAAACAUAAAAUUCAGUGAAGAUGGAAAUUUCGUCGAGUACGAGCAGAGGACAUUCUACAAGUUCAGUCCAGAGCUCUCAGGUCCCUCUUUUAGUGAAGAUGACGAAGUCACGGUGCUCAAUUCGGCUACGAUGGGCCUGGUUCUUGCUGCUGAUAUCGUGGACGACAUGUGGGGAAUAUCCGCGAUGAGUGUUGCAUAUGAAGACUUGUUUGGCGAUUACGCUUCCGUCUUCACGAAAAUCAAGGUUCGCGACCUUCUAUUUGACGGAAUGAUGAUCAAAUGUAAGGAAAAUCAUGAAAACAUUUUUUGGGAGGUUAUUUGCGGAAAAAUGGCUGAAAAUUACAAAAUAGGACUAUUGACACCUUUCAUCCGGUACGACGAGAAAAACGACAACUAUUUCUACUCAUUCUUGAACCAUAAAAAUGGAAAAACCGAUGGCCACUUUAAGGUUAUGACUGGCAAGUCGGACGUGAGUAAACUCGGACAGAUUGUCGAGUGGGAACACAACUCAACCUUGCAAUUUUGGUCUGGGGAUGAGUGUAACACUAUCAGAGGAAGCGAUGCCACAAUUUUUCCGCCCUUUUUGAACGAGGAAACCAAAAUCAACGUAUAUUCAACAGAUUUGUGCAGGAGCCUUUACAUGACCUACGACCAGAAAAUCGGCCACUCGGGUAUAGAUGGCCACCGGUAUGUAGUAGACCCCGUGCAAUUAGGCAACGUGUCUUCCAUGCCGGAAAAUUACUGCUACUGUCCUCCGAAUGGUGCGUGCCUCAAGGAUGGCGCCAAUGAUUUAACAAAUUGUUACAGUAAGACUUUAACUUCUCUUCAAUAUUCGAGUGGCCUUGUCAUGAGCGAAUCACCUGUGAUUUUUUCCUUGCCUCACUUCUAUGGGGCUCCGCAAUACGAACAAAUGGUUGAAAAUCUUAAACCUGACAAGGAAAAACAUCAGAUGUUCCUCGAUGUGGAAACGAACACUGGCGCCCCCCUUCGUGCAGGCCGCAGGGUGCAGUUCAACCUGAUGAUCAAGCCGUUACGAUGCGUGAACAUCACUAAAGAUCUGCCAGAGGCGGUCCUCCCCUUAUUCUGGGUGGACGAAGCCUUGGAGCUGAAUAAGGAGAAUACCGACUUUUUGAAGGACAUAUUUGUCAACAAGAUCAGCCUCGUAGACAACGUCCGCUGGACAUUGCUUGGGGUAGGAUGUGUCCUCUUUUUAAUUGGGACCGCUCUCCACUGCCACAAGCAAACCGCCCCAAUGAAGAACAAGGGCGAGGUGCCCAUGUAG
This is a messenger RNA of Cloeon dipterum, 1575 nucleotides long. Its product is annotated as sensory neuron membrane protein 2-like. Gene Ontology annotation, cellular component: cytoplasm; membrane. Bases 1 to 1575 code for a protein of 524 amino acids. The transcript is spliced from 9 exons. NCBI's taxonomy places the organism in Eukaryota, Metazoa, Arthropoda, Insecta, Ephemeroptera, Baetidae. Gene Ontology annotation, molecular function: scavenger receptor activity. The record is from RefSeq and is a predicted model, not a curated record.